UUUCUGCUACACAAAAUCCAUCCAUUGCAUUUAUGCAGCGUUAUUUUGCCCAAUUCCGAAAUAAAACGUAACUAUUGGGGAGAAAAUAAAAGGGGAAGAAAAAGGAAAAGAACGCAGUGAGAGAGAGAGGAAAAGGAGUGCCUCUCGUCCUCAUAUAAAUGCUUCUUCUCGAAUCUUAGAUUUCAGUCUCGCUUUCCUCAUCCGGGUUUCUUUAAUUCGGUAUACAUUCUCUAAAAAUUCUCUCUUCUGGAUUUUCUUUCGUUUCGUUUCUUCUUCAAAGUUCAUCUUGAUCGAUUCCGGUUGCUGUUCCGUCUGCUCUGUUUCUUCUCCAGGAUCGUGGGUCGAUCGGUCGGUGGAAUCCGAUCACGACCCAGCUGUUCUUAUUUGUAGAUACCGCCGUCGAAGUUCCCGAAUUGUUACAAGAAUGGAGAUGGAUUCAUGUAAGCUAUUCAUCGGUGGCAUAUCCUGGGAGACAAGCGAAGAUUGUCUCCGCGAGUAUUUUCAGUCAUUUGGUGAGGUUUUAGAGGCAGUGAUCAUGAAGGAUCGAGCCACUGGCCGUGCCCGUGGCUUCGGUUUCAUCCUUUUCCGAGACCCAAAUGUUGCAGAGAGAGUCGCUUUGCAGAAACACAUGAUAGAUGGUAAAACUGUUGAGGCGAAGAAGGCAGUUCCAAGAGAUGAUCAUACGGACUUACACAAAAGCAACGGCGGCAUCCAAGGAAACAACAGAAAGAUAUUCGUAGGGGGAUUAGCCUCAUCUGUGACAGUGGCCGAGUUCAAGAAAUAUUUUGCACAGUUUGGGACGAUCAUGGACGUUGUGGUGAUGUAUGACCACAAAACUCAGCGUCGAAGAGGCUUUGGGUUCGUCACGUAUGGUUCUGAGUACGCUGUGGGCAAAGUACUGCACAGGACGUUCCACGAGCUUAAUGGUAAGAUGGUCGAGGUCAAGCUGGCGGUUCCUAAGGAAAUGUCUCCUAGCCCUAACAGGAACCUAAUGAAUCCGAACGACUUGGGGAGCAGUAGAAUCAGUACGUUACUUAAUCAGGGGUUUAAUCCAAACCCGAGUCCAGUCAUUGGCUAUGGAGUAAAACCCGAAGGUCGAAACAGUCCAGCACCACUUAAACGGACUGGAUUCUCCCCUUUUGGCCACGAAUACAGGAUCGAUCUGAAUCUUGAAGCAAGCCCAAAUCAAACCAGAGGCGUUGGAUGGCCAUAUAGCCCUGGAUACUCAGCGAGUCUUGGCAAUCCUGGUGAGUUGGCUGGAGGAAACGGUGUUCUAAAACCGGCAUUGAGAAAUCAUCUAUGGAGAGACGGCAGUCUCGGUUAUGGAUCAAACUCUCCGAUAUCAAGAAGCAGUUUUAACGAAAACUCAAGAACGCCUCAGCCGGGCAGCAUUGGAGGGUCAACAUCUCGUUCGCUUAGCUAUCACGGGUACAGAAGUGACUUGGAUUUCGGCAGAAGCAAAGGUGUUGGAGGAGAUGUCAGCAAUGGCGGGGAUUACAGCAGUCUCUUUGGCGCUCGCUCGCUGACAUGGCAUCCGUCAUCGCCUUCUGGAGUCGGCUCCCUUCCUUUCGGGUUGGGGAUUGGACCAUUUGAGAAAGUGACCGGCAGGCAAUCAAACGGAGGAAUUGCAGCUUAGCAUUGAAGAGAUCCGCAUGACAUCACAAAGUGAG
Messenger RNA from Tarenaya hassleriana, 1670 nucleotides. Its product is annotated as heterogeneous nuclear ribonucleoprotein 1-like. Bases 425 to 1636 code for a protein of 403 amino acids. Lineage: Eukaryota; Viridiplantae; Streptophyta; Magnoliopsida; Brassicales; Cleomaceae. The record is from RefSeq and is a predicted model, not a curated record. The transcript has 4 exons. Gene Ontology annotation, molecular function: RNA binding.